This is a messenger RNA of Cryptomeria japonica (Japanese cedar), 2626 nucleotides long. Its product is annotated as ascus wall glucan endo-1,3-beta-D-glucosidase. NCBI's taxonomy places the organism in Eukaryota, Viridiplantae, Streptophyta, Pinopsida, Cupressales, Cupressaceae. Bases 252 to 2228 code for a protein of 658 amino acids. Gene Ontology annotation, molecular function: endo-1,3(4)-beta-glucanase activity. The transcript has 2 exons. The record is from RefSeq and is a predicted model, not a curated record.
GCAAUCAAACCUCCCUUACCAUGUCAACCCAACUGUAGCCACUGAUCCAAAAGUCUACCCCUUCUAGUUCUGCUGUAGCCAUUUAAAUUCAGACAGUAUUCCUCAAGGAAUACCACAAUCACUAAGCAUGUUUUUUGAGCUGAUCAAGUUGAAAGCCUGAACAUUGCCGAAGAAUCUGAUGCGGUGAUCAAAGAAACCAUAUUGGCUUUCUACCAUUCGAAACAGCACAAAAAAUCCCAAUUCCAGCCACAAUGCACCCCAUAAUGAGUGCAUUUCCGGCUGUGAAUAACACGGCCGCACCAGACCCAACACCUUUCUUCUCCCAAAAUCUCGUCAAUCCCCCCUUGCCCACAAACGCAGCCUGGCAAAAUUUUGCCCUAAAUAAGGGCAACCAAUCAGAAUAUAUUCACCCGUACCUUAUCCAAUCUAGCCAUGGCGCCCUCACAGUCUGCUACCCGACCCGGGUCGUAAACACAUCCCUCAUAUUCCAAGUCUUUUUGGCCAAUAUCAUCAUCUCCUGCGCGCCCUCGGGCUCUCACAAGAUUACCCAUUACGACGACCUCAGUGUUACUCUGGACCUCCCUGGUCCUCUCAUGGUUCCCCUGGUGCGAGGUAGCCCUUACAUCACUUGCAUUGUCAAGGGUGGGCAGCUCAAAUUCUCCACCAUACAUGCCGUCUUGAAUGUCUCUUCCUUCAAUGGCUAUACCAAGCACAAGAUCCAGUUCAACAAUGGCCAAACAUGGCUUCUUUAUAGCUCUGCUCCAUUGAAGCUCAAUUCCGACCUUUCUGUCUCGGGGGAGUUCCUAGGCGUCCUCAGAUUGGCCUUGCUUUCUGACAAAUUCGACCAGGUUGCGGAUGAAAAAGAAGGGAUCUUGGACCGCUUUAGUAGCUGCUAUCCGACCUCUGCUCAUGUCGACCUCACAGCCCCUUUCAGGAUUAGUUAUAAGUGGAAGACGAGAGGGUCGGGGGAUUUGCUUAUGCUUUCCCACUCUGUACACAGACAAAUAAUGACAGUCCCAGGGCAUGAUAAGGUUAUCUCGGAGUUCGGAUAUAGAAGCAUGGACGGGGACCUGGUGGGUAUAGUUGGGGAUUCGUGGGUUUUAGAGGAAACACCCAUACCCAUAACCUGGUAUUCAAUCAAAGGCUUCCAGAGCGACAAAGAAAUGCAGAGAGUCGUCUCUGCUCUGGAGCAGGACGUUGCAGAUCUGAAUCCGAUCACUACUAAAUCUAGUUAUUUCUAUGGGAAGGAGAUCGCCAGAGCUGCUAGAUUAGCUCUGAUAGCGGAGGAAACACACAGUCAUAGCCUGAUCCCUCGUGUAAGAGAGUUUUUGGAGCAACAUAUAACACCCUGGCUGGAUGGGACUUUUAAAGGGAAUGGAUUUGUGUAUGAUAACAAGUGGGGUGGGCUGAUCAGCAGAAACGGUGCCAAUAAUUCGACAGCUGAUUUUGGGAUUGGAGUGUAUAAUGAUCAUCACUACCAUUUUGGGUACUUUUGCUAUGCAAUUGCAGUGCUUGCCAAGCUUGAUCGCAAUUGGGCUUGGAGGUUCAAGCCCCAGGUGUAUUCCAUUGUGAAGGAUUUCAUGACUGUUAAUCCUGCAGAAGAGCUUUUGUACCCUCGUCUGAGGAUGUUCGAUCUGUGGAAGCUGCAUUCUUGGGCCAGCGGGCUCACAGAGUUCCCAAAUGGGAGAAACCAGGAGAGCACCAGUGAGGCCUUGAAUGCAUACUAUUCUGCUGCACUUUUAGGUUUGGUUUACGAAGACACAGAUUUGAUUGGGAUUGGAUCUACCUUGGCUGCAUUGGAGAUGAGGUCUGCCAAGGCCUGGUGGCAUGUUCCAUUAAAUACCACUGUUUACGAGUCUGAAUUUGUGCAAGAGAACCGCGUGACAGGUAUCGUGUGGGCAAAUAGGAGGGUCAGUGAGCUGUGGUUUGCUCCUGCUGAAUGGAGAGAAUGCAGAACGGGUAUUCAGUUGCUUCCCAUUCUACCCAUUACUGAACUUUUGUUUUCCGAUGUGGGGUAUGUUAAGGAAUUGGUUGAAUGGACUGUUCCUGCAUUGAGCAGGAAGGGUGUUGAGGAGUCAUGGAAGGGAUUUUUAUAUUCAUUAGAGAGUUUGUAUGACAAAGACAGUGCUCUGCAGAAGGUAAAGACUCUGAAGGGGUAUGAUGAUGGCAAUUCACUGACAAAUUUGUUAUGGUGGAUAUAUACAAGAGGAGGUUCUGGUAGAUUCUAGCUGCUCAUUUUACUGUUAAAUGUUGAAAUUCUACCCUUUUUUUUUUUUUUUUCGCACAAGCCCCCUUUUCAUCAAGCAUUUGUUUUUCGGGUUAACUGAAUAUCAGUUAUGCCUAAAAUGCCAGUUAGAUGAAUAAGCUUGAUAAAGGAUUUAGGUUCGUUUGCUUCAUAUGUUUUGGCAUGUCUUCAGCUUUCUUACUUAGAAAAGAUGGCUUUUAACCGUUUAAUACCGUGUAUUUUCAUCUUCUAUAAUCUCUACAGAAAUUUAGAACCAGAGGUUCAUAUUUACCUAAUGUAGGUGAAUUAUAAUGCUUUUGGUAGAAAUCUGAUUGUAAGAGUCUAUAGGCAGAUAUUUAUGUAUUCAUUGGAUGCAAUUAAUUUUAUUUAGUUGAUCGAUUA